AUGGAUAAUACGCGCACAUCUCAACCUAGCAACCCAUCCUCGUCGUCCAAUGAAACAAUUACCGAAGACCGCCAAACGACCACAGACGCUUCCAGCACCGACGCUGCCUCAUCAUAUUGCCCAGACUGCCCCAUAUGCAACCCUCCCGACACCAAAUCAGCCAGUGUCUCUACAUACGGCACUAUUGAACCUCGCUCUCAUAACUUUCAGCCAUAUAAGCCCACCUUCCUCGAGACAUCGCUAGAAAUAUGCGCUGAAAUCUACUGCUGCAUCUGCGACAGCCCUCCUCCAUCAAUUCGAUCAAGCGAAUGGUCAUCAACACCGUAUCCUUCGUCACUUUCCUCAAACUCGUAUUCCUACACCGAAACCGAAACAGGGCUCUCCCAAGACCAAGCAAGCGAUGCAGGAACUGUAAAUAUGCAGAACCUAUCGAGGCAAGAUGACGGCUAUAAAAAGCAACAAGAGAUGCGAUCCAUCAAAGACGGCGGUCUUAUACCAUAUCCUCAGCGGUCCGAGUAA
This is a messenger RNA of Trichoderma virens Gv29-8, 519 nucleotides long. RefSeq lists its product as uncharacterized. The coding region runs from base 1 to 519 and encodes 172 amino acids. Lineage: Eukaryota; Fungi; Ascomycota; Sordariomycetes; Hypocreales; Hypocreaceae. The record is from RefSeq and is a predicted model, not a curated record. The transcript has a single exon.